Penicillium bovifimosum is the source of this 402-nucleotide messenger RNA. RefSeq lists its product as uncharacterized. The coding region runs from base 1 to 402 and encodes 133 amino acids. Lineage: Eukaryota; Fungi; Ascomycota; Eurotiomycetes; Eurotiales; Aspergillaceae. The record is from RefSeq and is a predicted model, not a curated record. The transcript has 2 exons.
AUGAAGGAGGCCAUUCGAACCUGGGACCGCUACAUUGACGGCGAUGGCUUCGAGACAACGAUCAUCACCGCGCGUAAGCCAAGCGUUCCGUACCGCUCCCGUACCGUGAUUCCCAACCCUGGGAUUACAACAGGAGGUCCGCAAAAAGCGACAUAUAUUCAGAGUCUAGGUAGUAGCCAUGGCCUUCCCGGGUUAGAAUUCCAACCAAAGGUUGUCCACUCCAAUGUUGACCAGGAAAUCAAACGCAAGGACAGCCAAACGCAGCAUGUGCGUACAUUGGCAUCUUCCUUCCAAACGGACCACCUUACCACUUGUUCAAUAACAGACGAGACGAUGGCAAAUGUUGCGAACGAGCUACUAGCUCAGAACAACUGGGCUGAAAACGCCAAGAUCCAGUACUAA